Molecule: messenger RNA, 6275 nt
Organism: Lymnaea stagnalis (great pond snail)
Lineage: Eukaryota; Metazoa; Mollusca; Gastropoda; Lymnaeidae
Source: the annotation of a GenBank genome assembly
AGCAAAACAGGAAGUCGAUGCUGUUACUGUUGUUAUAAAUGUCGAAGAGGGCAAUCUAACUAGAAUAAAUAUAGGCCACUAUUAUGGAGCAUUUUGUUACUAACUGAACAUGUUAUUAUCAUUUAAAUAACGGAAGAUAAGCCUCCAGAACAUGGGUAGUGUUUUGUGGAAAUGUUUAGCAUUAUGGUUGAAUUCUGAAUGAACGAAGUCCAAAAAGUUAAUUAAAAUUAAUUUUAUUUAUUUAUUAUUUAUUUAUAUUUAUUUACUCAUUUAGUUAUUACAGUACAAUUGAAUAUUGAGUAAAUUCAGAGAAAGCGGCCCGCGUUUAUUUCCAUGCGCGCACUUUUACGUCUUAAAUCGAUCCCUAUGCCUAACUUGAACCCUAAAUCGAUCCCUAUGCCUAACCCGAACCCUAAAUCUAUCCCUAUACUAAGCCUAACCCGAACCCUAAAUCUAUCCCUAAGUCCUAAGCCUAACCCGAACGCUAAAUCGAUCCCUAUGUCUAACCUUAACAAAGUCAACGUGGGCCGCUAAAUCUGAAACAGCCGAAUAUCGAAUUAUAUUCAUAAUAUUUCCUUGCCUUACGAAAAACAACUGUAAAUUAGUUUUCUGCUAGUUUUAAAUCCUUGCAGAGUUACGUGCCCCUUGUUCAACUUUAUGUCUACAUUCUCCAUCAGUUGCGAUUUUCAUGAUAACCACUGUUUAAAGCAUCCAAUUAUCUACAAGUAUGGGCAAAUAAAAAUUCCUCCCAACCUACCCCAACAAUUUUAUUAAAUCUUCAAACAGUCAUCACAUGGGUGUUUCCUCCCUGGAUACCUGGUCUCCCUUGUGUUACAGAAGUACCUACCUAAGUUUAGGCCUGAAAUUAUAGUAAACAAAAAGUUGAAAAACAUAUGAUACGGUUGGUAGAGCAAGAAGCAUAAUACGCAUUGGGUAGAGCAUGAAGCAACCUAAGUAUAAUAAUACACGAUAGGUAGAGUAGAGCAUAAUGCUUCCUUUCUCACAUAUGGACAGGCUUUUGGGAUGAAAGUAGUCUUUGUCUCAAAUAAAAAAAUAAUUAAGUUACAAAGUUGGGUAAUCGACCACUUCAAUGUCGGAUAUUCAAAAAUUGUGUUUUUACUGGUUUCUUGUAUCCCUGCGCUCAUUGUCCAUUCCACAUUCUGGUAUACUAACUCUCACUGCUCUCAUUCUUAACAAAGACUCUUAGUGAUUCAAACACCUUGACAACAUUUAUUCAAUUUUUUUAAAGAUUAAGUUGUUAUCUGUUGACAAUAGCAUGUCUUCGGAAGGCGAUUACAGGAAGUGGCAAAUUUAUUGAAUAUGCACAUUGCCACAAUAAAAAAUUGAACCCUGGGGAACCCCAGUUAUUGCUAGGCCUAAACUCGCCCCCACCCAGUCACAGCAAAAAUAUAAACAUGUGCAUAAAUAAUAUUAAUAGUAGCCCUGCCUAAUCCUAAUACUAUAUUAAAUAGGGCCUAGUUUAAUUUGCAAAAAAAUUAAAUUUUAAUUAUAUUUAAUUAUUUUAUCAAGAUAAAACAUUUUUAAAAAGAGUAGCCCCAUUUUAACAACUGUUCAUUAAACAAAGCAAGUUUAUGUCCUUAUUUAGCUGGCUUAAGGGGCAUAUAUAUAAAUGAAGUCAGGCUAUUUGGCAGAAUUCGGACCCCAACUCAUCAUAUGUAGACACAAAGUGUAGACACCCACCCUCAUAAUAUCAUAAUAUUAAUAAAUUAUUUGGGACACCCCCCCAUGAUCAUUUAGUAAUUUAAACUUGGGUUCAUUAAAUUGUUUAAGUUGUUUCAUUUUGCUACAUUAAUCAUAAUCCAUUUGUUGUUAGUUUUUAAAGUGCGUUGUUGACUUCAACUUAGCAUUAAAUAUCUAAAUUAUUCUCAGCUGAUUACCACCACCCCGUUCUUUGCAUUUUCUGGAUUAAAAAACUUUCAAAUGACUUAUAAAAUGAAAUUUUUUUUAUUGUAUUUGCUAAGGAAUUUUUUUAGGAUCUUUAUAAUUUUUCUUUCAGCAAUGGCUACAAGGUUUUCACUCUUCCUAAUUUUUCUUGUUGCACAAAUGGUGAAUUCGUUGGAACCAUUUAUAGAAGCACAGAAUGAAGCACAUUGUUUGGAAGAGGCCUGUACCAGUACUUCAGAUUCCUCUCCUUUGCCUUCUGAUAAAUAUAUUGGAAAGCUAGUUAUAGAAUCUCCUCAAGAUGCAAAUGAUUUACAGUCUGCAAAAGCUGAAUAUCUUGAUACUGUCAAAAACUCUGAUUUAAUUUCUGAAACUGUUGAAACUAUCUUUGUAGAAAGAAGUUCUGAUAAUAUUGUUUCUGAAAUUGAAGAAACCCAAAUUAAUGGACAAAUUAAUAAAAUAUAUUCUGAAUUGUCAAAUUAUGGAGAGGAGUCCAUACCAGCUUCUUCAGUAAACAGCAUAGCUUAUGAAGACAAUGGAAAUAUUCUAGAAAGUGAUUUUUCUGAUCAUCCUAAACUUGGUAUUUUCCUUCCUGGACAAAAAGAAAAUGCAGGAGAAGAGAAAUUAGUGGAUGAGCAAGAGGCUGAGCCAGCACCAACAAAGCGAAGGUUUUUCCCCCUCCUUUACACAUUCAGAACAUUGUUUAAUUCUCUUUUAUCUGAAUUCGGGGAUGAUGCUGCUGGACAGCAAGAAGGAGCUUUUAAUGCGUCAGAAACUGCAAAUGGAAGCAGAGCAGUGCAUGAUAAGUUAAAUAAAGACUUAAAUUCAACAACUAAUGGAACUGACUCGAGUAAGAAAACUAGGUUUCAGUGUGCUGUUAAAAACAUAACAGCAAAUGCUACUGGAGAGGUAAAUAUGAAUAGUUUUCUUUACCUGUGAGUUAUAUAUUGAACAAAUAAGUACUAAGAUAAAAAGAGGUGUUGUUUUUUUGUAGUUUAUUUGAUGAUAAUAGUACAUAUAUUAAUUUAAAUUAAAUUAAAUCCUUCUGCUAAACUAAUUCUGCUGAACUAUAACUAUUCACUAUAGUUGGAUUCGGAUUGAUUGAGACAUCAAAUAUUUAGCAUCUUCUUCUUCUUUCCCUUAUUUGUUCUUAGGGGUGCAUGUGCCAUUCACAAAUUCUUUCUAGUUAUUUCUGUCUUUUGAGAAAUAUUCUUUAAAUCUCAUUUCACUUCUUGCUGGUUCUCUCACUCUGUCUGUUUGAGGUACCUUAUCCAUUUGUUCUGUUGUCUUCCUAUCUUUGUGUUUCCCUAUGGAUUCAAUAACAUAUCCAUGUUUCACAUCAAUAGAGUAGAACAGACUUAUCAUUUGAAUUGAAUAAUUUUAAUUGGUUAUAAUUACAAGGUGUUACUCAGUUUUGUUGUUUAAUAAAUACAAUUUGUCCAUUUUCCAGGUCAAAAUAGUUAAUAGUACAGAGCUGUUGGAAAUAUUAAAUUUUAGCAAGAAUCAAAAAGUUUCCACAUGUGUUCUUGUUAUGUUUUAUGCUCCAUGGUGCCACUUCUGUGCCCGCACUGCACCUCAUUAUAAUGCACUGGCAAGGGCAUUCCCUCAGCUAGAUAUUUUAGCUGUGGAUACAUCUCAUUUUAGCUAGUAAGUGAAAUUUUUGCAAUCAGAAUUUAUUAUUUAAACUUCUUAAACAACGCUUACUGCCUACUCCAUAAUAUUAAAGAAAUUCAUACACAUCACCGUUAUUGAAUUUAGAGAGCAUCUGGAAAUCAAUUAUAAAGCAAAACUAAACACAAAAAGUUGUGAUGUUUAGUUUAUGUGUUGCUUAGUUUAUGUGUUGCCUUAUGGUCAAGAUGUGGUAGAAAACUAAUAUAUUCUAUGAACUAGUCCAGUGUCUCCCAGAAUGUUUUAAGUGUAGACAUAUUUUCUGGUGUUCUAAAACAUUGUGGUGGGGUUCAUGGUGUCUGGUCUUAAUUCUAUUUGCCGUUAUUUAAUUUUUGUUAAAAAUAAUAUAUACCUGAAAAUAUAUUAUAUAUAUUAUAAUAUAUACAAAUUUCUUGGUUUAUAUUGGUUAUAAAAAUUACUUUUAUAUUAUUAUGGUUCCAAAAUUUGUAUCCAGAGUUAUGCAGAUACUCAUAUUUCUUAACAUUUCACACAGCCUUAAUGCAAGGUUUGGUACUGUGGCUGUGCCCAACGUGAUGCUUUUUCAUUCAAGAUCUGCUGUACGAUUUAACCACACUAGUCGUGUUCUUGAGCACUUUAUUUACUUUGUGACUAAUAAUACAGGUUGGUUGAACAGAAUUUUUGCUUUAAGCACACCCAAAAUAUCAUAUGAAAACUUUUAUUAUCUUUUCAGUAUUGCUUAAUAUAAAUUUAUAAACAUAUACUUAAGUAUUGAUAGUUUCUUUUAAUUAUUUUUGUUGAUAGAUGCACACUUAAGUAGAGAGCUACCUAUAAUCCAAUUUAGUGGAAGUUUAUUAAAAAAUAUUUUUUUUUAGCAUUCCAUUUUGCUGUAUUCCAAUAAUAUUUGGAGAAGCACCAAUAUUUUUUAAUUGAAAAAAAAAAUAGCUUCUAUAGUUAGAUUUUCUCAUUAAAAAUUCCAAUUAAAUCCAUUGACAGAACCCUCAUAUUUUAGGACAUCAGAAAUCAUGGGAUUUUACUAAAUAAUACUUUUUAUAAUUCAUCUUAUCCAUCAAUUGACUAGCCAUGUUCAGUAUUCAUCAACUUAGUAUAGUCAUAAACAAAGUUCCAUUUCAUUUACACAGGUCUGUCUCCUGAUAAAAAUGUGAAGUUAGAGCCCACUGAUUUUGUUGGGCCCUUACCUAGCGUAGUGCAGAGAGGCAGAGACUGGCUUCUUUGGCUCUCCUGGGCAUUUGUCAUCACUUGUUCUGUGUAUGGAUUUGUGAGGAGUCGGUACGGACAAAGUUUUAUUUUACGCCUCAGGGUUUUAUGGCAAGAGCAUCAGCAUAUUGAAUGAUGGAUGACUUCGUGCAUUGAAAACAGCAUCUGGCUGUUCACUGGUUUCACUGUUUUAAAAUGUGCAAAUGUUUUUAUUGAUAAGAGUACCUGGUAUAUGAAAUAAAUGUGCAUGUUACUUUUGAUUGGGGCACAGUCCUCGGUGAUAUGGAGUUUUAACAAUUAUUUGAGAAAAUAACAUAUAGGAUAAAGUGCUGAGAGAAGGUAAAUAAUUUGUAUAAAAAAGGAAUAAAAUUGACAAAACGAAUGUUUUUUGCAUGUAUGUGUGCUUAUUUAUAUUUAUGCCCAGAAGUGUGAAUAUGUACUUUUGAAAUUGUCUAGGGCAGGGGUCUCCAAACUACGACCUGCGAGGCGAUUUCAUCCAGCCGCCGACGGUAUUUUAAUUUGCAUGAUAAAACAUAUGUUUACCCACAGAGAAGGAAACUUGUUGGAUUUCACCGGUGCUAACCAGAUGAGUUUCUGAAACUGGAGAACUUUGCCGCUAGUACAGGAUCAGUGUUUGGAACAACUUAUGUCUGUGAGCAAACAUUUUCAAAAAUGAAGUAUGUGAAGUCAACACAUCGAACGAGAGUGACUGAUUAACAUUUGAAAACAAUUCUCUUGAUUGGAUGCAGCAAUUUAAAACUAAACAUUGAUGAAAUCUUGAAAGCCAAACGUCCGUUUCAUUAAUCUCACUAACUUUUUUUGCUGCUUAUUUUGUGAUAUUUGAAUAUGUGCACACUAGGUUUGAUGUAACUAUCUUUUUCUAACGUCGCCUAACUUUUUACAAAAUAAAUAUAUUGGUUGUCUUUGUAUUUUGUACAUUGCACGCCAAUCACCCAUGAUUAACAUGGAACACUAAACUUAGUUUUUUGCCUUUUUUUCCAGAGCUUUUGUUCUGGCUUGCAAUUAUUGUACAGAAUGAUUAUCCGGCCCGCACUUGUCAUUUUUCCCGUUAUCGGGCCCGCCGUGAAAAAGUUUGAAGACCCCUCGUCUAGGGCAUUAAUGAGUGAAUUAAUAAUUUUUAUAUGUUGUGCGAUAUGGAAAAUGAAGAGUAAUUUUUAAAGUAUUUUGAACUGUGGUUGUUCAGUUAGUACUAAAAAGUACAGUGAAAUUCCUAGAUUGAUCAUAGAAAAAUAAAAAAAACAAUCACACUGAGGAUUUUUGAGUUAAGUUUUUAAAUUAAAUAACUGCUGUAUGACAAUAUCAAUAACUAUAAUUUUUGUGGGAUUAGAAAUGGAUUUUUUAAAAUUGCCGGAUGAGCUAUGGUUCAUUUUUAGAUGCAUUUGUCUGUAGGUCAGCAGUUUCAGAGCUUAGCAAUAAUUUGAUAUUUUGAAAUAUAUAAAUAUAUGACGAGCUCCUAAACUUGCAUGCUUUUCUUCAUCUUUUAGCACAAAAUAAAGAUUUUCAAAGAA